UAGUCUUAAUUUUGCAGUCGUGUAGGCACAUUCAGUUCGCCGCGCUAUGUAUCUCACACAGACUGUAAAUUCUUAUCGUUAGUGGUUAACUUUGCUCAAAUUUAGCCAAAUGAUUCUGCAUUUCGCAGCCACCGUAUGCUUUUUAUCCGAGUCCAAUUUUGAAACUUCGUUUUAUUCGAGUUUCUCCAGUAUUAUAAUCAUCGUUAUGCUUAUGUUAUUAUUAUCGUGAAACAUCGUUGUUGCAGCUGUCAGGAGUGAAAAACCACAGUAAAUCACCAUUAAUCUUAGACCUCAAAGACAAUGAUGGGACAGUUUCUGAGCCACUUCUUCCCUGACAACAUUGCAAGAAAUGCAUUUGCUACGUAUGGCGCGCAUAUGGAAGAUGGCAUUAGUAAAUUUGGAGAUGACUUGCAACAGGCUGCUGUGGCAUUACGCGGUAUGGAUUUAAGCUCAAUCGGGUCGCAGUUUGGUCAACACCUCAAGAACGCAUCCAAAUCUUUUGAAAACAUGCGACUUCACGGCUUGGACGCAGCCGGGCGCGACCAUGGAAAGCUAUUCGGUGAAAAUGUUUUGCGUGCAACCGAGCUAUUAACCAGUCACGGAAUCAAAGUAGUUGGCCUGAAAGGAGUGGGUCGUGAUUUCGGGGUAAAUUUUGCUGAAAGGCUGACUGAAGUGGCAAAAAUAGUGAAAGAUUUUAAAAUACAUAUCAACGGGCUCAGUAAGCUUGGCCUGGCUGAAUUUGGACACAGCGUGGAUAAUGCUUUCUCUCAUCUUGAAAGAAUACGCGUGGAGGCUCAAGGUGACAUCGGGCCGCGCACCUAUCACGCAUUGCAUUCUGGAUACGCCCUGGUUACUUAUGGCACAUAUAUGGUGUUUUUACUACUCAUUUUGUUGGGAGUAAAUGCCUUGCGGUAUCAUGACUUCGGACUGUACAUUAUUGGGGCGAUCACUGUAACGGGAUCCAUCGCUUACUUUCGGAUGUGGAAUUCAGUGACUCCAGCACCUGUAGUGCAAAAUCGAGCAUGUUCACCCCUCGAAUUAAAAGGGUUUAGGGAGUACGGUGGAGGCAUAUCCAGCGCAUACGGACCGUCGGCUUUGGAUCUCCAGGGAGCCAACAACCCGUGCGCGCGGCCCGGUGCGGGUGGGUCAGGGCAAAUGUUGCUCAGUUACCCGGUGGAAGGCGGACAGUCAGGAUCCAUCAGUACGUACAUCCAGGCGUGAUCCUACUCCCACACGUCAUCGUAUGCCGAAAGUGCUCGGCUAACAUCAGGAUGCCGAAAGUUCCCGGCUAUAUAUCACCAAGGACGGCCACAGCUGUACCAGAUUGAAAUAUUUUUACCCACAACCAGGGCGAGCUCGCCCUUGGAUGUACGGGUACGCCUGAAUAUAUAAAUACUUAAUACCGCUCGUUGCUCGAAAUCUUUCAAGUAACAUUGAGGUGCUGUAGUUUAGUGAUUGUGUGUAACAUUUCAAUCAUAUCAGAACAGAAACUAGAAGUGACUACUGUUAAAAUCCCUUUAUUUUGAUUAAACCGCGCAAUUCGCUUUAACCGAAACUCGACUUUCCAGCCCAUUGGACUCGGUUUCCAUAUUUACUACCUUUUUAAAACCCUCCAGUGCUCUU
Molecule: messenger RNA, 1623 nt
Organism: Paramacrobiotus metropolitanus
Lineage: Eukaryota; Metazoa; Tardigrada; Eutardigrada; Parachela; Macrobiotidae
Exons: 4
Coding region: 301-1221 (306 amino acids)
Source: RefSeq, a predicted model, not a curated record